GUUUUAGCAAAUCUUACCGGAAGUGAAGUAGUUGACAAAAAAUAGAAGCGAAUUUUUUGUUUACAGUCAAAAUGAGUGUAAGCAAGUCUGAGGUGUCAUAACAUCCUUCAUACUAGAAAAAGAUAAAGUUGUGAAAAUGACAACAACAACUAACCAGGCAGAGGUUCUGCGACAGUUCCUGACCAAGGAUCCUAAAGGCAGACAGUCUCUGGUGGUUCCGGAGGGACGCUACAAGGGCUGGGUACCAAGAUGUCUGUACGAGAUGAAGUGCUCCAAUGUUUGUCUCCCUUUUCUCAAGUUGCUGUCAUUCCCGGUUGGAGGAAGCAGUCUUGGUAACCUGGUUGACAUGGAAACCUUCAAUGCUGUUGGGAACUAUUUGACACGCCUUCCGGACUCAUUCGGAAAAUGUCAGAAUUUGGUCCGGUUAAACUUGAGUUUUAAUUAUCUAGAAAGAAUACCGUCGGCUAUUUUCCAGCUGACAAAUUUGCUUGAGCUAGACUUGAGUGAAAAUGAGCUGUCAGCCAUACACCCUUCUGUAGGAAAUCUAAAAAGGUUGCGGACAUUGAACCUUAGUGGGAACCUGCUAGAUGAGUUACCAGAGGAGUUGGCACAGUGUGAGAAAAUUGAGAGGUUGGACUUGUCCAGAAAAUGGUAUCCGAAAGGUGGAUUCAAGGUGUUACCAGAAGCAGUGUGUUAUCUGACAGAGUUAACAUAUCUUGACAUCAGCUGGCAUCAAAUAUCUACUAUAACAGAAGAUGUUAAAAACAUGACCAAACUUCAGACCUUGCGGAUGAAGGGAAACUAUCUGAAACACGUGUCACCAGCUAUAUCAGAAUGCCGCAAGCUUCAAUAUCUUGAUCUGACAGGGGCGAUGAAGCUGAAUUCGUACAUCCCGCCAGAGAUAUUUACUUUACCAGAACUGAGAAUUUUAGAUCUUACGAACAAUUAUUUCACAGAAAUUUCCACAGAAAUCGUUGGCUUGAAAAAAUUGAAAAAGAUGAUUAUGAGAAGAAAUGCGUUGCUACGGAUACCAGACGAAAUUUUUCAGAUGGAGAGCCUGGAAUCAUUAGACUUGAGUGAAAAUUAUUUAGAAGAUAUACCCCAAUGUAUAAGUGAAUUAAAGACACUGAAGAAUCUGUAUUUGGCUUGCAAUAAGAUAAAAGCUCUGCCGCAGGAAAUAUGCGAGUGUGAAGAGCUCCGGGAACUACAGUUACAUUAUAAUGCACUGGAAUCCCUACCUGAUGAUAUUUUUAAAUUAUAUCAACUGGAAGAACUCAUGUUAGAAGGAAACCAGUUAAAGACACUGCCGUUGAUGUUGGACAAGCUGGAGAAGUUGAGGGAAACUAAGAGAUUGAGUUUGUACAACAACAACCUGCUGAAACCACCACAAAGUAUCUGUGAUCAGGGGGUGGAAAGUCUGUAUGGAUAUCUAAAGGAGUUGAGGAUAUGUGAGGCCACACAUAGAAAGAAGUUGAUCUUGAUCGGAGCUUCUCAGGCGGGCAAGUCCAGUCUACGUAAUGUACUGAUCCUUGGGAAGUCACGACUCACAGAGGAACACGAACGGACGUGGGUCAUGGAACAGCAUCUUUGGGAACCUGAGCCGGACCUCAGGGUUCAGAUUCUAGAUUUUGGAGGCCACCACAUCUACUCUGCAGCACACCACAUGUUUCUGACCCCCGAGGCCCUUCACGUGUUGGUAUUUGACUUGAGUACAUAUGUACAGGAAAACUACGACCUACAGAUUGGUGAUUGGUUGGAUUCAAUAAUGGAUAGAGCACCAGGUGCGACAAUAAUGUUGGUAGGAACACAUGCUGACUUGUGUACACCGGAACAUAUACAGACUGUGACAGAUCAUGUACUUGACAGAAUGCACCAGGAGGAAGAUGCGAAAAUAAAGGACUUAGAGAUGAUGUUGAGGAUAGAGCAGCGGAAACUUACUGACGCCCACAAGGAAUCUGGACAGAAGUUCCCCGAUCUUGUUACCCAGAGAUUACAGGAACGUGUCAAUAAGAUGCAGAAAUUACACAUAACACGGGUCAAACUCCCACAGGAAAUAUUUAUAGUUAGCUGUGCUGAAACACUUUCAGGUAUUAUAAACUUCCAUGAGAGGCUUACCGACACCCUGAAAACAUCUGAAGGCCAGCCACUGCCCACUUCCUGGUUCAAGUUCCUCACAGCAAUACAGGAAAGACCGGACAAGAUCCUGAGCUGGUCAGAAACCUUGAAGAUAUUUGAGUCAGUGAUAGCAACAUUAAAGCAGUCAAUGUAUAUGUUGCAAGGUUCAGCGGAGAAGAGUUUGGAGAUGGUGCUGAGAUAUCUUCAUGUGACAGGAGAGAUUGUAUGGUACCAUGAAAAUCCAAAAUUACGCAAUAUUGUAUUCCAUCAUCCGGAGACACUGGUAGAAAUGUUGAGAGCUAUAUUUAGACACGACUUCAAGGAAGUUGUCACCUAUGUAGAUACUCUUGGACAGAUGGCAGGUCUAUCCGAGGGACGAUUUGAAAGUUUGAAGGAGGAGUUUUUGCAGCGAGGGUUGAUGACAAAUGAGUUGUUAAGUUACUGUCUCCAACAUUUCAGUCUUAGUUUGGAAUCACAGGAAAUCUUUAUGGACUUGAUGCUGAAGUUUGAUCUCUGUUAUCAGGUGAAGGAUCCUACGAGUGCCCCUGGAACUUUGGGUUCAAAACAAAUUCUCCAGUUUCCAUGGUUUCUUACAUCUACUCCGCCGGAAGAUUUUGCCACAAGAUGGCCAGAAAUGGUGCCAAUAAACAUAAUAGAACUGAGGUACCAACUGCAAUUCUUAAAGAAAGGGUUACCAAAUUUCUUUGAGAAGAUGUCGGCACGGUUACAAAGUUACGUAACUCAGCGGGAAGAUUGGAAGGACGGUAUUCUGGCGAGUCGAAAUAAAUGCAAGCUUCUGCUGACAAGGAAGAAAACAAGCGGGCUAAGUUGCAUAACUCUGUCAGUGAGAGGUGCAGAUUUACAAGAUUUGUGGUUCCUGAUUCUGACUCUUAGGGCUGAUAUGUUGGCUUUACUGCAGGAAUGGCCAUUUGUGAAAGUUGAUCCCUAUAUGGUAUGUGCACACUGUAUAGCUACCAACACGAAUCCACCGUAUCUAUGGAGAGGUGAAAUACUAGAUGCCAAAUGUCCGAAGGGACUGUACGAGACACACUGUCCGAAAACUAGUCACUCUAUACCAGCGUGUCUUAUUUAUCCUAUAGACUCUGAAUUCCCGUCAGAAGAUAUGAAUCGUCAUAUAACAACUGUAACAGAUUUCCUCAGGAAUAACUAUGACACUGUCGACAGUGCAGGAUUAUUGUCAGACCUUGUAAUGGCAUGGAUUGCAGCUAAGUUAGGGUUUGAGUGGAACAGAGUGGCGUUAGAGCUUGGACUGACCCAGGCUAAUAUAGAACAAAUCCAGAUCAGCCAUAAAUACGAGGGAGCUCACAAAAUGAUCCUUAGUGCCCUGCUGAAAUGGCGUGAUAAUAAUGCAGGUACAGAUGAAGAGAAGAUUGAGAUUCUGAUGCUAGCUAUUCGAGAUAGCAACCGGAAUGAUCUGGCUGAUGAAUUAAUGGCACAGUAUAUAGGGUCGUAGUACAAAAUCAAAGGCAGCUUUUGUUGUUGUGAUGCUUGAUUGUUCUCACUCUACCCAGCACAUAGAAUAUGUUCAGCAUGAAAUGACCAGGUAUUUGCUACAGAAAUUAGAAAAAUGCCCUAUCUGCAUCUAACUAUAUACAUUUGUGUAUCUAAGAUAAUCUAUAGUUGUUUGCCAUGGGCAGCCUGUCUGUGUGACCCCUCCAUAAGGACGAUAGUGAUUUAAGUUGGAGGAUAGUGCAAGAUAUGGAAGAAACCUCUGGAAAAUAUGCGUGUAUCUCAGUUUAUCAGUGGCUGCCAUGGUUGCCCUUAUAUGGGAUUCCUUCAGAGUUAGUGAUUUAAGUUAGAGGAUUGUGCAAGAAUCAGAAGAAAUUACAGUACUAGAAGUGUCUCUGGCUUUAAGCAUGCCCGGUGAAAGCACCUGCACUCAGGACUCAUCAUUUUGUGGUCUCCCAUCGACAUAAAAGGUGACCUAACUAAUGUUGAUGAGACUUACAAUCUAGCAAAACAAGCAACUACAUGGAAGAGAAAUUGACAGCAAUAUUGUAUAUUUGUUGCUUUUUAGGGGCCUCUGUGGCCAAGUGGUUAUGGGUGCUGUCUUUAAAUCAUUGGUGUAUAAACAACAAAAACGCCCAACUUUUGCUUAUUUAGGUACAUUAUGAUUAAAAGAGUUGUUACAAUUAUUUCCACAUUGAUUGUGAAAUGUUUAUUUAAAAGUAAUGGUAUAUGUUACUUUAAUUUUGUUGAGAAAUGCAUUGGUACAGCCAUGAUGACUGUGAAAGCGUUGUUUGUUCUACAUGCAGGAUACGACUGUUUAUAUAAUGUUUGGUGCAUAAUAUUGUUUGAAUGGUAAGAUUAUGUAAGUGCUGCUUGAUACAGAAGGUUAUUUCAGAGGAAAUUUAUAGAAAUGUAACCUACUGGGUACAUAGAAUGUUUGUCUUUUGUAACAGAUUGUGGGAAGCAGAUAUAUUUACAACACAUUCACUUGUCAGUAAAGAUAUUUCUUAACUUACCUCUUGUAGUGGCAUUAGAAUCAUGUUAUGGUGAUGUGUUCGACAACAUGUUGAAAAUUAAAGUUUAUGUGCUAAAUGUGCAGUUAUGUGCUAAAUAUUGACCUCAGGUGAGUGAUAGUUCAAAGUGCUACUGUUAAGUGAUGGUAAUAUGAAUAUGAUUUAAUUUAUAUAUAUAGUUUCUUAUGCAAAUUAGAGCAAGCCAGAAGUAAAAUGAUGUGAUUGAAGCAAACAUUGAAACCAAAAAAAAUGUGUUAUACAUGUGCAGCUGGAAGUUUCCACACACCUUGUAGGUUGACCUCGAUCGCUUUCAGAAAGUCACAAGUAAUCAAUUUAGGGUUUGAAUAUGAUGUUUUUUUAUUAUGAGGAAGCAAUGUCAUAUUGCUGCCAAAAGAAUGAUAUAUUCUCGUUAACCCUUAUCCAGCUUAAUUCUAAAAUGGACUGGUUCUAUUAUUCAAUUUAGGUAGCUCCAAUUAUUAUACAAAGGGGUGUUCACUAAAAUAUUACAAAGGCAAAUUCACUUGACGCCAGCAGGCUAAAGGCUUAAUAUUAUUGCAUUGCAUCAUAGUUGGUUCUUCUUUUUAGAGGUUGUGCUGUUCAGUGUUCACAUGUAUUGUAGAUUCAUGCAUCAUUCCUUUUUUGGAAAUAAUAGUGAAAGUAAAACUAUCGUCAGUAAUUCCAAAUCUAUAGUUAAAUGGAUUUACGAGACCAACCUUGAAUUGACAGUGGUUAACUUAUCUCUUAGACUAUGAACUGUUCCUUCCCCCAACACAGGCUAUUUUUGCUAAGAAACAAUUAAUAUACUUACAAGAAGUGUUUUGUGCUGUUGUGGUGCAAAUCUUUGAGAGAGUGAUGCAUGUGUUGUAAAAGUACAUGUACUUAUUUUUGCAAGUACAUAUUUGUUAGUGUGGAGAAAAUUUGUUAGUGGAUUUAUAUACAUGAUAUGUAUGAUACGAGCCAUGCCAUGAGAAAACCAACAUAGUGGCUCUGCGACCAGCAUGGAUCAAGACCAGCCUGCGCAUCCGCGCAGUCUGGUCAGGAUGCAUGCUGUUCGCUAACGGUUUCUCUAAUUGCAAUAGGCUUUGAAAGCGAACAGCAUGGAUCCUGACCAGACUGCGCAGAUGCGCAGGCUGGUCUGGACCUAUGCUGGUAGCAAAUGCACUAUGUUGGUUUUCUCAUGGUGCGGCUCAUAUGUUUUUCUCCUAUUUAAUGAAAGUGCACAAGGAUUAGUAAUGUAAUUUGCAUGUCUUCAACAGGUAUUUAAAAAACACACAAGGGGUCAGAUAAGAUAAAAUAAAAUAAGAUAAAUUUUAUUUUUGAGUCUGUAAGAUAAGUAACAAUACAGCAUAAGCACUCCAGGUGCUUGUGAACUGACUGUAUUAACAAAUUUACAAAGAACAAAACUAAAAAAUCUGUAAAAGAAAGACAGUGAUUACAAGAACUCCAAGCAUUAAGAGAUCUAAUUUGUAAGUUCUAGCACAUAACAGAACAUAAGAUGACAUGGCAGCAACAAUUUUAAAUGUAAAAAUGAGAAAUUAAAACCCAUGUGAUAGCUGCUGUCAAGACCUAAAAACUGCCAUAAAAGAGAAAUAUAAAAAAACUGAACCAGCAAAAAAGCACAAGAAAUGCGUAAUUUAAAACAAAGCUAAAGGAAGUUAUCAUCUCAGGAUCAGACCUGAGGUGAACUAAACAGCAACUACUACACGACAGCAAAAUUCAAGGAAAUACAACUACAGGAAAAGAAACAAUACAGCAACUCAGGAUUACAUGCAUAAAUGAAAAGUACAAAAUGAGGAUGGAGAAACUGCACGUAGGCAUAAAUUGAAGGACAAGGCAAUAAAAAUACAUACCGUAAUAUCAUACAGGGUUUUAGUUUAGUGGAAGUUGUUUAAAGGAUGAAUAACACUACUUGGCAUUUAAUUGUGAUUGCAGUUCUACAUGCACAGGAAGUCAAUAUAUUUAGCCAACUUAGUAAGGUAAAUACAUUUGACGAGGACUUUCUACAUUUAAGGAAAUUUCUAACGAUGAAAUAUUUAAGUUUGUCUUAAACUUCCUGUUAAACAUUCACAAUGCAGUAAUAUUGUCGUAUUUGAAGUUUGUAUAUUUAAGAAAUGAUUUUUUUUAGCUCAUCUGAUUUUUUGAAAAAAAAAUGAUGAGUUAUUGUCAUCACUUGAGCGGUUGUCGGCGUCGGCGUUGCCUGGUUAAGUUUUAUGUUUAGGUCAGCUUUUCUCCUAAACUAUCAAAGCUAUUGCUUUGAAACUUGGAAUACUUGUUCACCAUCAUAAGCUGACCCUGUACAGCAAGAAACAUAACUCCAUCUUGCUUUUUGCAAGAUUUAUGGCCCCUUUUGUACUUAGAAAAUAUCAGAUUUCUUGGUUAAGUUUUAUGUUUAGGUCAACUUUUCUCCUAAACUAUCAAAGCUAUUGCUUUGAAACUUGGAAUACUUGUUCACCAUCAUAAGCAGACCCUGUACAUCAAGAAACAUAACUCCAUCUUGCUUUUUGCAAGAAUUAUUGCCCCUUAUGGACUUAGAAAAUCAGUUUUCUUGGUUAAGUUUUAUGUUUAGGUCAGCUUUUAUCCUAAACUAUCAAAGCUAUUGCUUUAAAACUUGCAACACUUGUUCACCAUCAUAAGCUGACCCUGUACAGCAAGAAACAUAACUCCAUCCUGCUUUUUGCAAGAUUUAUGGCCCCUUUUGGACUUAGAAAAUAUCAGAUUUCUUGGUUAAGAUUUAUGUUUAGGUAAACUUUUUCUCUUAAACUAUCAAAGCUAUUGCUUUGAAACUUGCAACACUUGUUCACCAUCAUAAGCUGACCCUGUAUAGCAAGCAACAUAACUCCAUCCUGCUUUUUGCAAUAAUUAUUGCCCCUUUUGGACUUAGAAAAAUCAUUUUCUUGGUUGAAUAUUAUGUUUAAGUCAACUUUUCUCAUAAACUAUCAAAGCUAUUGCUUUAAAACUUGCAACAGUUUUUCACCAUCAUAAGUGGACACUGUACAUCAAGAAACAUAACUCUAUCCUGCUUUUUGCAAGAAUUGUGGCCCUUUUUAGACUUAGAAAAUCAUGGGUAGGACAAUAUUUCUAUUAUACAAAAAAAAUCAGAUGAGCGUCAGCACCCGCAAGGCGGUGCUCUUGUUUUAGUUCAUAUGAUAAAUUGCACACAUUUUAUUGUAUUUAACGUAAAGAUCUGCUUCCCAGCCAUACUUUUUACCAGACAGAACGACUGCGACAUCAUCUAAAAAAAUGUUCUACCUGACUACACAUGAGUGUUCUCAAAACAGUGGCACGUUAUCAUUAAGCAGCUUUAUUGAAACUUUAUUGGCGCCUUUCCUUUUGUGAUUCAAACAAAUUAAACAUCAUAAUUUUCAAUAGAAUGAAUUGGAAGAAUGUAAAUAUAUAUCGAAGUUAACAUUUAUCUUAGUGUAUGGUCAUGAUCAGUCUUGGUUUAAACUUCUUUAGUUUCUGUGCCAGUAUUGAAUAAUGUUACCUCUUCUUCUUUUUAUGCAAAUAUUGUUUUUCUUAUGUGUGUCAUUCAUCAUUUCUAGAGAUUAAUAAUUUAACAAUUACAGUACUAAUCAAAGUCUUUAAUUCAUUUUAAAUAGUUAUAGUAGUAUAAUAUUGCAUUUCCUGCAUAGAAUUAAAACUUUUUAAAAAAAAAAAUGUUUUAAAAUGAAACUAGAAAAAUUUUUUUUUUACUUAUUCACAUGUUUGGACUAAAACAAGUCAUGCAACCCAAAAAAAGGUUUGUUGCCAACUUAACUAUUACUGACAUUUUCACUAAAAAUCUGAAAGUUUUUGUAAGGAAUGAGCUACAAGUCUGCUUCAUUCAUGAAAUGACAUUGUCACUCCUGAAUGUAGAUAAUUUUUGGCAUUUGAAAAAGACACUUAAAAUCUAACUGGCUUUGAUAUGUGCUAUUUUUGUUUUGUAUUGGGUGAUGAACAUACUGAAAAUGAGUUUUGUACAUAUCUUGUACUGUGUAAUUGAUAUACCGUAAUGCUCAGAACACUGCGUAAAAAGGGUAUAUUUAUUUUUAGAAGCGUGUAGGUUAUUUCUUAUUUCAUUAGGAUUUCGGCUCUGAUUAAUAUACAUUAAGUAUUUAUUAUGAAGUGUAUAUUCUAUUUUGCAAGUUUCGUGGCACAGCCAUUUGCAAUUAAGAUGUUUAUUGUUGCAUUAUUGGGGAUGUCCCACACUGGAUGCCCGCACAUGCUUUUGAACUUAAAAUUGUGAAGAAAUGACAGAAUCCAUAUGUUACUUCACACAAUCCAUAAUUAUGUCACUUUACAUAAUAGAGUGCAAUAAAUUUGACAAUGAAUUGGCUUACAUAUUACUGCAGUGAAACGUCAUGACGAUUUAAGAAUGUAUGCUAUUCUAACCAGUGAUAACUUCUGCACAGGCAGAGAUUUAAGUGUACAUAUUGUCAGGUUUUAAAAGAAAUUUAACUGACCUUUUAUAGAAAAGUAGUUUGAAGCUCUACGUAGGUAAUUACAUGGCUAAUUUAAUGGGAAUUUCUGAUUAGUUAAACAGUGUGUGGUUAAUGUUGAAAUUCUACUGAGAUAAUUGUGUGGUUAAAUGUCUGAAAGUUCUAUUUAGUUAAUUGUAUGAACACUCUAAUAUUAAAGAACUAAAUUGUCUUUGAUUCUUGCAUAAAACCUUUGUUUUUUGCCGAUUUCGGGCAUGCACAAACAGGGAAAAAACGUGUACAAACAAGGAGAUUCUCGUGAGCACGCGCUGUUGGUGAACGUUUUGAAUAUGCUGUUGCGGGUCCAACGUAAGCAAAUUAUGGAUCCCGAAUCAAUUUUGGCCGAAGUCGAAAGGUCCGAGAUUUAUGAAAUCUUUUCAUCUGCAUUUUUAUUAAAAAAUAUCAUUUUUCAACCUAACUUUACUUUAACUUGUAAUAAGCGCUACCUCUCUUGAUACGCGACUGAAUUGACGUUCCUUAUUAUUGUAUUAUUACGAGUAUUUGACUCAAAGUAAGUUUACACGCCGCGAUUUAAUCCCUGAAAAUGAUAGGUAAACAACAUUUACAAAAAUACAAUUUCGUUUUCCAAAUUAAUUUGAGUCGAGAAAGUUGACAUGCUAACUUUAAAUCUUACACUAAAACUUUAAAAAAAUGUUUGUGUCUACUUUACACAUCUAUGCAGUCUACUGAUGUAGUGAUGGUGUGUAAUGUAAAGCAUAAACAUGACGAAGCGUAAAGUUUGAAGGAGUUUUCCAUAGUUAAUGAACAUUUGAUGAACAGAAGGUAUUUAUUAUAUAUUUUUCAAUUUAUUUGUAGAUCUCACCAACCAUGUUUGAGUUUAUAAAUCCAAUCUAAGUUGAUUAUAUCGAUGUUGGAAAAAUUCAAAUUUUUGUGUUUUUCAAACUUUGAUCGCGAUGGGGUGGGGUGCAAAGCAAAAUGUUUUAGUUAUAGGCCUAGAGAUUUCAUUUUUAACGACAUGAAGAAUAUAGGUAUCGAUACCAGUUUCUAUUAAACGAUAAUAUUUACAUCUAAAAAGCGUAAGGGACAGACUAUUAAUUUAAACCAAGCAGAAUUGUGUUCAGUCGGCACCUCACCUGCAAAUUGUGUAAAGACAGGAUGCCGUGUAUGCCCUUUUCUCAUAAUUCCGAGCCUCUAAAGCUGAAGUUCCUACCGAUAUAUUGGAAAAAGGGGGAGUCAUGCUUAUUUUACAUAUAUUUAAUAUUAAAGAAAUUACCACAACAAGAAUGUCCGUUCGACAUGUAUAAAAUAUGCACUGUUUCUGUAUGCCCUGGAAAUGCAUAAAUAAAACAUGUGUCCAUAACAACCUGAAACGGCCGACUUCGAUCGGCUAAUGUCAGCUGAAUAGUCUUGUUUUUUCGAUAUUUCCAGCACUUUAGUUGUGUUUUAUGCAAGAAUAGCGAUAACACACGUUUGUUUCGUGAAACAACAUCUGCAGAAUCCCUCGGGCUGUGUUGGUGCACUCGCCCUACGGGCUCGUGCACCAACCAAUCCCUUGGGAUUCUGCAGUUGUUGUUACACAAAAAAACGUGCGUUAACCCUACAUUGGUUAAUUGUGUGGUAACUGUGCAGAAGCUCUACUUAGAUAAUACAUAUAUUUGAGCUUCUAAUGCAAAUGAAAGUUUAUUGUGUUGACAUGUCCACUAAAGUGUAGAACCACAAAACACGAUCAAAAUGAAUAAAAAUAGUAGCUUGAAAUAAUAUUCAAACUUUUUUAAUUAUCAUGUAUAUUUCAAAAAGGAAAUAAGAUGAAACUAACCAUAGUUUUUAUAUGGUUUUAUAUUGUAAUAUCAUUUUUGUCUGUUGUUAUAUCUGUAAUCAUGAAUGAAAUAUUAAGAUAAUAAAAUGUUUAAAACAAGAAUGUUAAACUUU
Mercenaria mercenaria is the source of this 10945-nucleotide messenger RNA. RefSeq names its product malignant fibrous histiocytoma-amplified sequence 1 homolog. The coding region runs from base 137 to 3589 and encodes 1150 amino acids. Gene Ontology annotation, biological process: signal transduction. NCBI's taxonomy places the organism in Eukaryota, Metazoa, Mollusca, Bivalvia, Venerida, Veneridae. Gene Ontology annotation, molecular function: protein binding. The record is from RefSeq and is a predicted model, not a curated record. The transcript has 18 exons.